This is a messenger RNA of Camelus dromedarius (Arabian camel), 2768 nucleotides long. It is a transcript of the gene IFT88, whose product is annotated as intraflagellar transport 88. Gene Ontology annotation, cellular component: non-motile cilium; centriole; ciliary base. Lineage: Eukaryota; Metazoa; Chordata; Mammalia; Artiodactyla; Camelidae. The transcript is spliced from 26 exons. Gene Ontology annotation, molecular function: kinesin binding. The record is from RefSeq and is a predicted model, not a curated record. Bases 116 to 2578 code for a protein of 820 amino acids. Gene Ontology annotation, biological process: inner ear receptor cell stereocilium organization; non-motile cilium assembly; kidney development.
UCCUUGGAUCCGCGCGUGGCAACGACGCGGCCGCGCAGCUCUCGGCCCAGGCCCGGGAAGGCCGCGCGCCCCGCCGCGCUCGCGGUCGCCCGGCUCCCCUCGCCGCGAGGUAGAGAUGAUGCAGAAUGUCCACUUGGCCCCAGAGACGGACGAAGAUGAUCUUUAUUCUGGCUAUAAUGACUACAAUCCAACCUAUGACACCGAGGAACUGGAGAAUGACACAGCUUUUCAGCAAGCUGUGAGAACUAGUCAUGGCAGAAGACCUCCAAUAACUGCUAAAAUCCCAAGCACAGCAGUUGCUAGACCUGUAGCUACUGGAUAUGGGUCCAAGACAUCCCUGGCAUCAUCCACGGGAAGACCAGUGACAGGGGCUGUUCAGGAUGGAGUUACUAGACCUAUGACUGCAGUGAGAGCAGCUGGUUUUACCAAAGCAGCUUUGAGAGGCUCUGCGUUUGACCCCCUUGGUCAGUCCCGGGGCCCUGCACCUCCUCUGGAAGCCAAAAAUGAAGACAGCCCAGAAGAAAAGAUCAGACAAUUAGAGAAGAAAGUAAAUGAGUUGGUGGAAGAAAGCUGUGUUGCUAACAGUUGUGGAGACUUGAAGUUGGCCUUAGAGAAGGCAAAAGAUGCCGGCAGAAAAGAGAGAGUCCUGGUGAGACAACGAGAGCAAAUUACAUCCCCAGAAAACAUCAAUUUGGACUUAACUUACUCAGUUCUUUUCAACUUGGCCAGUCAGUAUUCAGCUAAUGAAAUGUAUGCUGAAGCACUAAACACCUAUCAAGUUAUAGUGAAAAAUAAAAUGUUUAGCAACGCAGGACGGUUAAAAGUGAAUAUGGGAAAUAUUUACCUAAAGCAAAGAAAUUAUUCCAAAGCCAUUAAAUUCUACCGAAUGGCCUUAGAUCAAAUUCCAAGUGUCCAUAAAGAAAUGAGGAUUAAAAUUAUGCAGAACAUUGGAGUUACGUUUAUCAAAACUGGGCAGUAUUCAGAUGCCAUUAAUUCAUUUGAGCACAUAAUGAGUAUGGCACCGAGUCUGAAGGCAGGCUUCAACCUAAUCCUUAGUUACUUUGCUGUUGGAGAUAGAGAAAAAAUGAAGAAGGCAUUCCAGAGAUUGAUUGCUGUUCCACUAGAAAUUGAUGAAGAUGAUAAGUAUAUUUCACCAAGCGAUGACCCACAUACGAAUUUAGUGAUCGAAGCCAUAAAAAAUGAUCAUCUAAGGCAAAUGGAACGUGAAAGGAAAGCCACGGCAGAAAAAUACAUCAUGACAGCUGCAAAGCUCAUCGCGCCUGUGAUUGAAGCAUCCUUCGCUGUGGGCUAUGACUGGUGUGUUGAAGUUGUGAAAGCUUCUCAGUAUGUCGAGCUAGCAAAUGACCUGGAGAUAAACAAAGCAAUCACAUACCUGAGGCAGAAGGAUUUUAACCAAGCUGUAGAGACCUUAAAAAUGUUUGAAAAAAAGGACAGCAGAGUGAAGAGUGCAGCAGCAACCAACCUCUCAUUCCUGUACUUUCUGGAAAACGAAUUUGCACAAGCCAGUAGCUACGCAGAUCUAGCUGUGAACUCUGACAGGUAUAACCCAUCAGCUCUUACUAAUAAAGGGAACACGGUUUUCGCAAACGGCGAUUAUGAGAAGGCAGCCGAAUUCUAUAAAGAGGCUCUACGGAAUGACUCGUCUUGUACAGAAGCCCUUUAUAAUAUUGGCCUUGCCUAUAAGAAGCUGAACCGGCUUGACGAAGCUUUGGACUGUUUCCUGAAACUUCACGCGAUCCUGAGAAACAGUGCCCAAGUCCUAUACCAGAUAGCCAGUGUAUAUGAAUUGAUGGACGACCCCAGUCAAGCGAUGGAAUGGCUGAUGCAGCUGAUCAGUGUGGCCCCGACCGACUCCAGAGCCCUGUCUAAGCUGGGAGGGCUGCACGACAGCGAGGGGGACAAGUCCCAGGCGCUGCAGUAUUACUACGAGUCGUACAGGUAUUUCCCGUCCAAUAUUGAGGUCAUCGAGUGGCUCGGGGCCUACUACAUUGACACACAGUUUUGCGAAAAAGCCAUUCAGUACUUCGAAAGAGCUUCUCUCAUACAGCCUACACAAGUGAAGUGGCAGCUGAUGGUGGCCAGUUGCUUCAGAAGAAGUGGUAACUACCAAAAAGCAUUGGAUACUUACAAAGAUAUUCACAGGAAAUUUCCAGAAAAUGUCGAAUGUCUACGUUUCUUGGUUCGUCUCUGCACAGAUAUUGGAUUAAAGGAAGUUCAAGAAUAUGCAACAAAGCUCAAGAGAUUGGAAAAAAUGAAAGAAAUCAGAGAACAGCGCACAAAGUCUGGCCGAGAUGGCAGUGGGGGUUCCCGCAGCAGGAGAGAAGGGAGCGCUGGCAGUGACAGCGGCGGCAGCAAAGGGGAGCGACUCAGCGCCCAGCUCCGCGCCCUGCCGGGCGCGGGGGAGCCCUACGAGAGCUGCAGCAGCAAAGAGCUAGAUGCCUCCUAUGUGGACCCACUUGGCCCGCAAAUAGAAAGACCGAAAACUGCAGCCAAAAAGAGAGUCGACGAGGAUGACUUCGCUGACGAAGAGUUAGGAGAUGAUUUGCUUCCAGAAUAAUACAUAUUUUAAUAUAUUAUUUAUUAAAGGAAAGAAAUUGCCUUACAAGAUAAUACUCAUGUUAAACUUUGGAUUAAGUAUCCAAACGUUAACUUUGCACAGUCAAAACUUUGAAUAAGCAUAUUCUGUUGUGUGAGUGUGGGUUUAGUUUUUGUUUUAUAUUAAAUGGAAUAAAGACAUGUAAAACUAA